Molecule: messenger RNA, 402 nt
Organism: Striga asiatica
Lineage: Eukaryota; Viridiplantae; Streptophyta; Magnoliopsida; Lamiales; Orobanchaceae
Source: the annotation of a GenBank genome assembly
AUGGAUUGGAAUAGGAAGCCGGUGAUCGAGCACAACACAGGAUGCAACGCUGACGUCUCAGAGGGGAAGAGAGGAAGGGACUACCAUACAGUGAUGCCACGUACUAUCCUUCAGGUUAAUAUAACCGGCAUACCAGGCCACAUACAUUUUACUAUUGAAGUUGAGAGACCUUUGCGUGUACUUGAUGGUGCCAUUCUUGUCCUAUGCAGUGUUGGUGGUGUACAGAUUGAGUUAAUCACUGUUGACAGGCAAAUGAGAAUUAUGGAAAAACGAACAUGGCAUGAUGACCAGUGGCGGUGGGUUCUAAUAGGAAAGGCUUACCGUAUCACGCUGGGAGGUUUGUAUGCCUCUGGUCCCUUGAGUUGGGAGCAAGAGGACAUGUUGACCAAUCUUUCUGUUGUG